AUGGUGGCUGGCAUGCUCAUGCCCCUGGACCAGCUGCGGGCCAUUUACGAGGUGCUCUUCCGGGAGGGUGUGAUGGUGGCCAAGAAGGACCGGCGGCCCCGCAGCUUGCACCCCCACGUGCCCGGCGUCAGCAACCUGCAGGUCCUGCGCGCCAUGGCCUCCCUGCGGGCGCGAGGCCUGGUGCGGGAGACCUUCGCCUGGCGCCACUUUUACUGGUACCUCACCAACGAGGGCGUGGCCCACCUGCGCCAGUACCUCCACCUGCCGCCGGAGAUCGUGCCCGCCUCUCUGCAGCGGGUGCGCCGUCCCGUCGCCAUGGUGAUGCCGGCGCGCCGGGCCCCGCACGUGCAGGCUGUGCAGGGCCCCUUGGGCUGCCCGCCCAAGCGGGGGCCGCUGCCCGCAGAGGACCCUGCCCAGGAGGAGCGGCGGGUCUACCGCCGCAAGGAGCCUGAGGAAGGGGCCCCCGAGCCCCCGGUGGCGCCCGCGACCACGGCGGGGACCCUGGCGCGGCCUGGCCCGGAGCCUGCCCCAGCCACAGAUGAGCGGGACCGUGUGCAGAAGAAAACCUUCACCAAGUGGGUCAACAAGCACCUCAUCAAGGCCCAGAGGCACAUCAGCGACCUGUACGAAGAUCUCCGUGAUGGCCACAACCUCAUCUCCCUGCUGGAGGUGCUCUCAGGGGACAGCCUGCCCCGGGAGAAGGGGAGGAUGCGCUUCCACAAGCUGCAGAACGUGCAGAUCGCCCUGGACUACCUCCGCCACCGCCAGGUGAAGCUGGUGAACAUUAGGAAUGACGACAUUGCGGAUGGCAACCCCAAGCUGACCCUCGGCCUGAUCUGGACCAUCAUCCUGCACUUCCAGAUCUCGGACAUCCAGGUGAGCGGGCAGUCCGAGGACAUGACGGCCAAGGAGAAGCUGCUGCUGUGGUCCCAGCGCAUGGUGGAGGGCUACCCGGGCCUGCGCUGCGACAACUUCACCUCCAGCUGGCGCGACGGCCGCCUCUUCAACGCCAUCAUCCACCGGCACAAGCCCACGCUGGUUGACAUGAACAAGGUGUACAGUCAGGCCAACCAGGAGAACCUGGACCAGGCCUUCUCCGUGGCAGAGCGGGAGCUGGGAGUGACUCGACUCCUGGACCCUGAGGACGUGGACGUCCCUCAGCCCGACGAGAAGUCCAUCAUCACGUACGUCUCGUCCCUGUACGACGCCAUGCCCCGCGUGCCUGACGUGCAGGACGGGGUGAAGGCCAACGAGCUGCAGCUGCGCUGGCAGGAGUACCGGGAGCUGGUGCUGCUGCUGCUGCAGUGGGUCCGGCACCACACCGCCGCCUUCGAGGAGCGCAAGUUCCCUUCCAGCUUCGAGGAGAUCGAGAUCCUGUGGUGCCAGUUCUUGAAGUUUAAGGAAACAGAGCUUCCGGCCAAGGAGGCCGACAAGAACCGGUCCAAGGUCAUCUACCAGUCCCUGGAGGGAGCAGUGCAGGCAGGCCAGCUCAAGGUGCCCCCCGGCUACCACCCGCUGGACGUGGAGAAGGAGUGGGGCAAGCUGCACGUGGCCAUCCUGGAGCGGGAGAAGCAGCUCCGUAGCGAGUUUGAGAGGCUGGAGUGUCUGCAGCGCGUCGUCAGCAAACUGCAGAUGGAGGCUGGGCUGUGUGAGGAGCAGCUGAACCAGGCCGACGCCCUGCUGCAGUCGGACAUCCGGCUGCUGGCUGCAGGCAAGGUGCCGCAGCGGGCAGGCGAGGUGGAGCGGGACCUGGACAAGGCGGACGGCAUGAUCCGGCUGCUGUUCAAUGACGUCCAGACCCUGAAGGAUGGGCGGCACCCACAGGGCGAGCAGAUGUACCGCAGGGUGUACCGCCUGCACGAGCGCCUGGUGGCCAUACGCACCGAGUACAACCUCCGGCUGAAGGCAGGCGUCACCGCCCCCGGGACCCAGGUGACCCAGGUGACCCAGGUGAUGGUGCAGAGCACGCAGCGGCGCCCUGAGCUCGAGGACUCCACUCUGCGCUACCUGCAGGACCUGCUGGCCUGGGUGGAGGACAACCAGCGCCGGGUGGACAGCGCCGAGUGGGGCAUGGACCUGCCCAGCGUGGAGGCCCAGCUGGGCAGCCACCGCGGCCUGCACCAGUCCAUCGAGGAGUUCCGGGCCAAGAUCGAGCGGGCGCGGACUGACGAGGGCCAGCUCUCCCCGGCCAUCCGGGGCGCCUACCGAGACUGCCUGGGCCGGCUGGACCUGCAGUAUGCCAAGCUGCUGAACUCCUCCAAGGGCCGCCUGCGGGCCCUGGAGAGCCUGCACGGCUUUGUGGCGGCCGCCACCAAGGAGCUGAUGUGGCUGAGUGAGAAGGAGGAGGAGGAGGUGGGCUUCGACUGGAGCGAGCGCAACACCAACAUGGCCGCCAAGAAGGAGAGCUAUUCGGCCCUGAUGCGUGAGCUGGAGCUGAAGGAGAAGAAAAUCAAGGAGAUUCAGAACACCGGAGACCGGCUGCUGCGGGAGGACCACCCGGCACGGCCCACGGUGGAGUCCUUCCAGGCGGCUCUGCAGACCCAGUGGAGCUGGAUGCUACAGCUGUGCUGCUGCGUGGAGGCUCACCUGAAGGAGAACACCGCCUACUUCCAGUUCUUUUCAGACGUCCGGGAGGCUGAGGAGCAGCUGCGGAAGCUUCAGGAGACGCUGCGCAGGAAGUACACCUGUGACCGCUCCAUCACCGUCACCCGCCUCGAGGACUUGCUGCAGGACGCCCAGGACGAGAAGGACCAGCUGAAUGAGUACCGGGGGCACCUCUCAGGCCUUGCCAAGCGGGCCAAGGCCAUCGUGCAGCUGAAGCCCCGCAACCCAGCCCACCCCGUGCGGGGCCGCGUGCCGCUGCUGGCCGUGUGUGACUACAAGCAGGUGGAGGUGACUGUGCACAAGGGCGACGAGUGCCAGCUGGUGGGCCCCAUGCAGCCGUUCCACUGGAAGGUGGCCAGCAGCUCCGGCAGCGAGGCCGCUGUGCCCUCCGUGUGCUUUCUCGUGCCCCCGCCCAACCAGGAGGCCCAGGAAGCCGUCUCCAGGCUGGAGGCCCAGCACCAGACCCUGGUUACGCUGUGGCACCAGCUGCACGUGGACCUGAAGAGCCUCCUGGCUUGGCAGAGCCUCAGCCGCGACAUGCAGCUCAUCCGCUCCUGGUCCCUGGUCACGUUCCGCACGCUGAAGCCCGAGGAGCAGCGCCAGGCCUUGCGCAACCUGGAGCUGCACUACCAGGCCUUCCUGAGGGACAGCCAGGACGCCAGCAACUUCGGGCCCGAAGACCGGCUGCAGGCCGAGCGCGAGUACAGCGCCUGCAGCCACCAGUACCAGCAGCUGCUGCAGAGCCUGGAGCAGGGCGAGCAGGAGGAGUCCCGCUGUCAGCGCUGCAUCUCGGAGCUCAGGGACAUCCGGCUGCAGCUGGAGGCCUGCGAGACGCGCACGGUGCACCGCCUGCGGCUGCCGCUGGACAAGGAGCCUGCGCGGGAGUGCGCCCAGCGCAUCGCGGAGCAGCAGAAAACUCAGGCUGAGGUGGAGGGGCUGGCCCAGGGGGUCACCCGGCUCUCGGAGGAGGCCGAGAAGGUCCUGGCUCUGCCCGAGCCAUCACCUGCCGCCCCGACCCUGCGCUCAGAGCUGGAGCUGACCCUGGGCAAGCUGGAACAGGUCCGCAGCCUCUCCGCCAUUCACCUAGAGAAGCUCAAGACCAUCAGUCUGGUGAUCCGCAGCACACAGGGGGCCGAGGAGGUGCUCAGGGCCCACGAGGAGCAACUCAAGGAGGCCCAGGCUGUCCCUGCCACUCUCCCGGAGCUCGAAGCCACUAAGGCUGCACUGAAGAAGCUGCGGGCCCAGGCGGAGGCGCAGCAGCCCACGUUUGACGCCCUGCGGGAUGAGCUGCGGGGGGCGCAGGAGGUGGGCGAGCGGCUGCAGCAGCGGCACGGGGAGCGGGACGUGGAGGCGGAGCGCUGGCGCGAGCGCGUGGCCCAGCUCCUGGAGCGCUGGCAGGCCGUGCUGGCCCAGGUCGAUGUGCGGCAGCGCGAGCUCGACCAGCUGGGCCGCCAGCUGCGUUACUACCGGGAGAGCGCGGGCCCGCUGGACGCCUGGCUGCAGGACGCCAAGCAGCGGCAGGAGCAGAUCCAGGCGGUGCCUCUGGCCAACAGCCGGGCUGUGCGGGAGCAGCUGCGGCAGGAGAAGGCGCUGCUGGAGGAGAUCGAGCGCCACGGGGAGAAGGUGGAGGAGUGCCAGAGGUUCGCCAGGCAGUACAUCAACGCCAUCAAGGACUACGAGCUCCAGCUGGUCACCUACAAGGCACAGCUUGAGCCGGUGGCCUCUCCGGCCAAGAAAGCCAAGGUCCAGUCAGGCGCUGAGAGCGUCAUCCAGGAGUACGUGGACCUGCGCACGCGCUACAGCGAGCUGACCACCCUGACGAGCCAGUACAUCAAGUUCAUCAGUGAGACGCUGCGUCGCAUGGAGGAGGAGGAGAGGCUGGCCGAGCAGCAGCGGGCAGAGGAGCGGGAGCGCCUGGCGGAGGUGGAGGCCGCGCUGGAGAAGCAGCGGCAAUUGGCAGAGACGCACGCACAGGCGAAGGCACAGGCAGAGCGGGAGGCGCAGGAGCUGCAGCGGCGCAUGAAGGAGGAGGUGGUGCGGCGAGAAGAGGCGGCGGUGGACGCGCAGCAGCAGAAGCGCAGCAUUCAGGAGGAGCUGCAGCACCUGCGGCAGAGCUCAGAGGCCGAGAUCCAGGCCAAGGCCCGGCAGGCGGAGGAGGCCGAACGCAGCCGGCUGCGCAUCGAGGAGGAGAUCCGCGUGGUACGCCUGCAGCUGGAAACCACUGAGCGCCAGCGCAGUGGGGCUGAGGGCGAGCUGCAGGCCCUGCGUGCGCGGGCAGAGGAGGCGGAGGCGCAGAAGAGGCAGGCGCAGGAGGAGGCGGAGCGCUUGCGGCGGCAGGUGCAGGAGGAGACCCAGCGGAAGCGGCAGGCGGAGGCAGAGCUGGCCUUGCGCGUGAAGGCAGAGGCCGAGGCUGCUCGGGAGAAGCAGCGGGCUCUGCAGGCGCUGGAGGAGCUGCGGCUGCAGGCAGAGGAAGCGGACCGGCGCCUGCGGCAGGCGGAGGCUGAGCGGGCCCGUCAGGUGCAGGUGGCCCUGGAGACGGCGCAGCGCAGCGCGGCAGUGGAGCUGCAGAGCAAACGCGCCUCCUUCGCGGAGAAGACGGCGCAGCUGGAGCGCACCCUGCAGGAAGAGCACGUGACUGUGACGCAGCUGCGGGAGGAAGCGGAGCGGCGCGCACAGCAGCAGGCGGAGGCCGAGCGCGCCCGGGAGGAGGCGGAGCGGGAGCUGGAGCGCUGGCAGCUGAAGGCCAAUGAGGCGCUGCGGCUGCGGCUGCAAGCCGAGGAGGUGGCGCAGCAGAAGAGCCUGGCGCAGGCCGAGGCCGAGAAGCAGAAGGAGGAGGCGGAGCGUGAGGCUAGGCGGCGUGGCAAGGCAGAGGAGCAGGCGGUGCGGCAGCGGGAGCUGGCUGAGCAGGAGCUAGAAAAGCAGCGGCAGCUGGCGGAGGGCACUGCGCAGCAGCGCCUGGCCGCAGAGCAGGAGCUUAUCCGCCUGCGGGCAGAGACAGAGCAGGGGGAGCAGCAGCGGCAGCUGCUAGAGGAGGAGCUAGGGCGGCUGCAGCGCGAGGCAGCGGAAGCCACGCAAAAGCGCCAGGAACUGGAGGCUGAGCUGGCCAAGGUGCGGGCGGAAAUGGAGGUGCUGUUGGCCAGCAAGGCACGGGCGGAGGAGGAGUCACGCUCCACCAGCGAGAAGUCCAAGCAGAGGCUGGAAGCCGAGGCCAGUCGGUUCCGCGAGCUGGCAGAAGAGGCUGCCCGCCUGCGCGCCCUGGCUGAGGAGGCCAAGCGGCAGCGGCAGCUGGCGGAGGAGGAUGCGGCACGGCAGCGGGCCGAGGCGGAGCGGGUGCUUGCCGAGAAGUUGGCUGCCAUCAGCGAGGCUACACGGCUCAAGACAGAGGCAGAGAUCGCGCUGAAGGAGAAGGAGGCAGAGAAUGAGCGCCUGCGACGGCUGGCGGAAGACGAGGCCUUCCAGCGGCGGCGGCUGGAGGAGCAGGCGGCCCAGCACAAGGCUGACAUCGAGGAACGGCUGGCCCAGCUGCGCAAGGCAUCAGAGAGCGAGCUGGAGCGGCAGAAGGGGCUGGUGGAGGACACGCUGCGGCAGCGGCGGCAGGUGGAGGAGGAGAUCCUGUCCCUGAAGGCGAGCUUUGAGCGGGCGGCCGCGGGCAAGGCUGAGUUGGAGCUGGAGCUGACGCGCAUCCGCAGCAACGCGGAGGACACGCUGCGCAGCAAGGAGCAGGCGGAGUUGGAGGCCACGCGGCAGCGGCAGCUGGCGGCGGAGGAGGAGCAGCGGCGCCGGGAGGCGGAAGAGCGUGUGCAGAAGAGCCUGGCGGCGGAGGAGGAGGCAGCACGGCAGCGCAAGGCGGCGCUGGAGGAGGUGGAGCGGCUCAAGGCCAAGGUGGAGGAGGCUCGGCGCUUGCGCGAGCGAGCGGAGCAAGAGUCAGCUCGGCAGCUGCAGCUGGCCCAGGACGCAGCACAGAAGCGGCUGCAAGCCGAGGAGAAGGCGCACGCGUUCGCAGUGCAGCAGAAGGAGCAGGAGUUGCAGCAGACGCUGCAGCAGGAGCAGAGUAUGCUGGAGCGGCUGCGCGGCGAGGCGGAGGCGGCGCGCCGGGCGGCGGAGGAGGCGGAGGAGGCCCGGGAGCAGGCUGAGCGGGAGGCGGCGCAGUCCCGGCGGCAGGUCGACGAGGCGGAGCGACUGAAGCAGCUGGCGGAGGAGCAGGCGCAGGCCCGUGCGCAGGCGCAGGCUGCCGCGGAGAAGCUGCGCAAGGACGCCGAGCAGGAGGCGGCGCGGCGAGCGCAGGCAGAGCAGGCAGCCCUGCGACAGAAGCAGGCGGCCGACGCGGAGAUGGAGAAGCACAAGAAGUUUGCGGAGCAGACGCUGCGGCAGAAGGCGCAGGUGGAGCAGGAGUUGACGACUCUGAGGCUGCAGCUGGAGGAGACUGACCACCAGAAAAGCAUCUUGGACGAGGAGCUGCAGCGGCUGAAGGCGGAGGUGACAGAGGCUGCCCGGCAGCGCAGCCAGGUGGAGGAGGAGCUGUUCUCUGUGCGCGUGCAGAUGGAGGAGCUGGGCAAACUCAAGGCGCGUAUUGAGGCGGAGAACCGUGCGCUCAUCUUGCGCGACAAGGACAACACGCAGCGCUUCUUGGAGGAAGAGGCGGAAAAGAUGAAGCAGGUGGCCGAGGAGGCCGCGCGGCUGAGUGUGGCUGCCCAGGAGGCAGCCCGGCUUCGGCAGCUGGCGGAAGAGGACCUGGCACAGCAGCGGGCACUGGCCGAGAAGAUGCUCAAGGAAAAGAUGCAGGCAGUGCAGGAGGCCACGCGGCUCAAGGCAGAGGCGGAGCUGCUGCAGCAGCAGAAGGAGCUUGCGCAGGAGCAGGCCCGCCGGCUGCAAGAGGACAAGGAGCAGAUGGAGCAGCAGCUGGCGCAGGAGACACAGGGCUUCCAGCGCACCCUGGAGGCAGAGCGGGCGCGGCAGCUAGAGAUGAGCGCGGAGGCCGAGCGGCUGAAGCUGCGUGUGGCAGAGAUGAGCCGGGCCCAGGCCCGAGCGGAGGAGGACGCCCAGCGCUUCCGGAAGCAGGCGGAGGAGAUAGGGGAGAAGUUGCACCGCACAGAGCUCGCCACACAGGAGAAGGUGACGCUGGUGCAGACGCUGGAGAUCCAGCGGCAGCAGAGCGACCAAGAUGCUGAGCGCCUGCGAGAAGCCAUUGCUGAGCUGGAGCGUGAGAAGGAGAAGCUCAAGCAGGAAGCCAAGUUACUACAGCUCAAGUCGGAGGAGAUGCAGACGGUGCAGCAGGAGCAGCUGUUGCAGGAGACGCAAGCCCUGCAGCAGACCUUCCUCUCUGAGAAGGACAGCCUGCUGCAGCGGGAGCGCCUCAUAGAGCAAGAGAAGGCCAAGCUGGAGCAGCUGUUCCAGGAUGAGGUGGCCAAGGCGCAGAAGCUGCGUGAGGAGCAGCAGCGACAGCAGCAGCAGAUGGAGCAGGAGAAGCAGCAGCUGGUGGCCAGCAUGGAGGAGGCUCGCCGGCGGCAGCGGGAAGCCGAGGAGGGCGUGCGGCGCAAGCAGGAAGAGCUGCAGCGGCUGGAGCAGCAGCGGCAGGCGCAGGAGAAGCUGCUGGCCGAGGAGAACCAGAGGCUGCGUGACAGGCUGCAGCGGCUGGAGGAGGAGCACCGGGCCGCGCUAGCACACUCGGAGGAGAUUGCGGCCUCGCAGGCUGCGGCCAACAAAGCCCUGCCCAAUGGCCGCGAUGCGCCCGACGGCCCAGCCCCAGAGGCGGAGCCUGAGUACGCCUUUGAUGGCUUGCGGCGGAAGGUGCCGGCCCAGCGGCUGCAGGAAGUGGGGGUCCUGAGUUCAGAGGAGCUGCAGCGGCUGGCACAGGGCCGCACCACGGUGGCCGAGCUGGCGCAGCGGGAGGACGUGCGCCGCUACCUGCAGGGCCGCAGCCCCAUUGCGGGGCUGCUGCUGAAGCCAACCAAUGAGAAGCUGAGUGUGUACACUGCCCUGCAGAGGCAGCUGCUAAGCCCGGGCACAGCGCUCAUCCUGCUCGAGGCCCAGGCAGCCUCGGGCUUCCUCUUGGACCCCGUGCGCAAUCGGCGGCUGACUGUCAACGAGGCUGUGAAGGAGGGUGUGGUGGGCCCCGAGCUGCACCACAAGCUGCUCUCGGCCGAGCGCGCAGUCACCGGCUACAAGGACCCCUACACCGGGGAGCAGAUCUCCCUCUUCCAGGCCAUGAAGAAGGGCCUGAUCGUGCGGGACCACGGCAUCCGCCUGCUGGAGGCCCAGAUCGCCACGGGCGGCAUCAUCGACCCCGUGCACAGCCACCGCCUGCCCGUGCACGUGGCCUACCAGCGCGGCUUCUUCGACGAGGAGAUGAACCGCGUCCUGGCCGACCCGAGCGACGACACCAAGGGCUUCUUCGACCCCAACACGCACGAGAACCUCACCUACCUGCAGCUGCUGGAGCGCUGCGUGGAGGACCCUGAGACAGGCCUGUGCCUCCUGCCACUCACAGAUCAGGCUGCCAAGGGUGGUGAGCUAGUCUACACCGAUUCAGAGGCCCGGGACGUGUUUGAGAAAGCCACCGUGUCUGCACCAUUUGGUAAGUUCCAGGGCAGAACCGUGACCAUCUGGGAGCUCAUCAAUUCCGAGUACUUCACGGCAGAGCAGCGGCGGGACCUGCUGCGCCAGUUCCGCACGGGCAAGGUCACCGUGGAGAAGAUCAUCAAGAUCGUCAUCACCGUGGUCGAGGAGCAUGAGCAGAAGGGGCAGCUCUGCUUCGAGGGCCUGCGUGCCCUGGUGCCCGCCGCCACGCUGCUGGAGAGCGGCGUCAUCAACCGUGACCUCUUCCAGCAGCUGCAGCGGGGCGAGCGCUCCGUGCGAGAAGUUGCUGAGGUGGACGCUGUGCGGCGCGCCCUGCGCGGCACCAAUGUCAUCGCGGGCGUGUGGGUGGAGGAGACAGGGCAGAAGCUGAGCAUCUAUGAGGCCCUGAAGAAAGACUUGCUGCAGCCAGAGGUAGCGGUGGCCCUGCUGGAGGCCCAGGCCGGCACCGGGCAUGUCAUCGACCCUGCCACAAGCGCCCGGCUGACUGUGGACGAGGCCGUGCGUGCUGGUCUGGUGGGGCCCGAGCUGCACGAGAAGCUGCUGUCGGCUGAGAAGGCCGUGACGGGCUACAAGGACCCGUACUCGGGACAGACCGUCGCCCUGUUCCAGGCCCUGAAGAAGGGCCUCAUUCCCAGAGAGCAGGGUCUGCGUCUGCUGGAUGCCCAGUUGUCCACAGGUGGCAUCGUGGACCCCAGCAAGAGCCACCGCGUGCCUCUGGACGUUGCCUACACCCGGGGCUACCUGGACAAGGAGACCAACAAAGCCCUGUCGGCGCCAAGGGACGACGCCAAGACCUAUUUCGACCCCACGUCACGGGAGCCGGUCACCUACGGUCAGCUCCAGCAGCAGUGCCGGCCGGACCCGCUGACCGGGCUGAGCCUGCUGCCGCUCUCAGAGAAGGCCGCCCGGGCCAGGCAGGAGGAGGUUUACUCUGAGCUUCAGGCCCGUGAGGCCUUCCAGAAGGCCACGGUCGAGGUCCCUGUGGGCAGCUUCCAGGGCAGGACAGUGACCAUCUGGGAGCUCAUCAGCUCCGAGUACUUCACGGAGGAGCAGCGGUUGGAGCUGCUGCGCCAGUUCCGCACGGGCAAGGUCACCGUGGAGAAGAUCAUCAAGAUCCUCAUCACCAUCGUGGAAGAGGUGGAGACCACGCGGCAGCAGAGGCUCUCCUUCAGCGGUCUCCGCGCCCCGGUGCCGGCCAGUGAACUCCUGGCCUCUGGAGUCCUCAACAAGACCCAGUUUGAGCAGCUCAAGGAUGGCAAGACGUCAGUUAAGGACCUGUCAGAGGUGGACUCCGUGCGGACGCUUCUCCGGGGCAGCGGCUGCCUCGCUGGAAUCUACCUGGAGGACUCCAGGGAGAAGGUGACAAUCUAUGAGGCCAUGCGGCGUGGCCUACUCAGGCCCAGCACGGCCACACUCCUGCUGGAGGCCCAGGCAGCCACUGGCUUCCUGGUGGACCCAGUGCGGAACCAGCGACUGUACGUCCAUGAGGCAGUGAAGGCGGGCGUCGUGGGCCCCGAGCUGCACGAGAAGCUGCUGUCGGCAGAGAAGGCCGUGACGGGCUACAAGGACCCGUACUCGGGCAGUACCAUCUCCCUCUUCCAGGCCAUGAAGAAGGGCCUGGUCCUCAGGGACCACGGCAUCCGCCUGCUGGAGGCCCAGAUCGCCACGGGCGGCAUCAUCGACCCCGUGCACAGCCACCGCCUGCCCGUGCACGUGGCCUACCAGCGCGGCUUCUUCGACGAGGAGAUGAACCGCGUCCUGGCCGACCCGAGCGACGACACCAAGGGCUUCUUCGACCCCAACACGCACGAGAACCUCACCUACCUGCAGCUGCUGGAGCGCUGCGUGGAGGACCCCGAGACCGGCCUGCGCCUGCUGCCGCUGAAGGGGGCGGAGAAGGAGGUGGUGGAGACUACGCAGGUGUACACGGAGGAGGAGACUCGGAGGGCGUUUGAGGAGACACAGAUUGACGUCCCUGGCGGUGGCAGCCAGGGCAGCUCCACCAUGUCCUUGUGGGAGGUGAUGCAGUCGGACCUGGUCCCCAAGGAGCAGCGGGAGCAACUGAUGGCUGACUUCAAGGCGGGUCGGGUGACCAAGGAACGCAUGAUCAUCAUCAUCAUUGAGAUCAUCGAGAAGACUGAGAUCAUCCGCCAGCAGAACCUGACUUCCUAUGACUAUGUGCGCCGCCGCCUCACUGCCGAGGACCUGUACGAGGCGAAGGUCAUCUCCCGCGAGACAUACAACCUGCUCCGGGAGGGCACCAAGAGCCUCCGUGAGGUGCUCGAGGCAGAGUCCGCCUGGCGCUACCUGUACGGCACAGGCUGUGUGGCUGGCGUCUACCUUCCCGGCUCCAAGCAGACGCUGAGCAUCUACCAGGCUCUCAAGAAGGGGCUGCUAAACGCCGAGGUGGCCCGCUUGCUGCUGGAGGCCCAGGCGGCCACGGGCUUCAUGCUGGACCCAGUGAAGGGUGAACGGCUGACAGUGGACGAGGCUGUGCGGAAAGGCCUCGUGGGACCCGAGCUGCACGACCGGCUGCUGUCAGCAGAGCGGGCUGUCACCGGCUACCGCGACCCCUACACAGAGCAGACCAUCUCGCUCUUCCAGGCCAUGAAGAAGGACCUGAUCCCCGCGGACGAGGCCCUGCGGCUGCUGGACGCCCAGCUGGCCACGGGCGGCAUUGUGGACCCGCGCCUGGGCUUCCACCUGCCGCUGGAGGUGGCCUACCAGCGCGGCUACCUCAACAGGGACACGCACGACCAGCUGUCAGAGCCCAGCGAGGUGCGCAGCUACAUGGACCCCUCCACGGACGAGCGCCUCAGCUACACACAGCUGCUCCGGCGGUGCCGCCGUGACGAGAGCACCGGCCAGCUGCUCCUGCCGCUCUCAGACACCCGCAAGCUGACGUUCCGCGGGCUGCGUAAGCAGAUCACGGUGGAGGAGCUGGUGCGCUCGCAGGUCAUGGACGAGGCCACCGCACGGCAGCUUCAGGAGGGCCUGGCUUCCGUGGAGGAGGUCACCAAGACCCUGCAGAAGUUCCUCGAGGGCACUAGCUGCAUCGCUGGUGUGUUCGUCGAUGCCACCAAGGAGCGGCUGUCUGUGUACCAAGCCAUGAAGAAGGGCAUCAUCCGCCCGGGCACAGCCUUCGAGCUCCUGGAGGCGCAGGCGGCCACUGGCUAUGUCAUCGACCCCAUCAAGGGGCUCAAGCUGACCGUGGAGGAGGCUGUGCGCAUGGGCAUCGUCGGCCCCGAGUUCAAGGACAAGCUGCUGUCGGCCGAGCGCGCGGUCACCGGUUACAAGGACCCCUACUCCGGGAAGCUCAUCUCCCUCUUCCAGGCCAUGAAGAAGGGCCUGAUCCUGAAGGACCAUGGCAUCCGCCUGCUGGAGGCCCAGAUCGCCACAGGCGGCAUCAUCGACCCCGAGGAGAGCCACCGGCUGCCCGUGGAGAUGGCCUACAAACGCGGCCUCUUUGACGAGGAGAUGAAUGAGAUCCUGGCCGACCCCUCGGAUGACACCAAGGGCUUCUUCGACCCCAACACGGAGGAGAACCUCACCUAUCUGCAGCUGAUGGAGCGCUGCGUCACGGACCCCCAGACGGGGCUGUGCCUCCUGCCGCUGAAGGAGAAGAAGCGAGAGCGGAAGACGUCCUCCAAGUCGUCCGUGCGCAAGCGCCGUGUGGUGAUCGUGGACCCUGAGACCGGCAAGGAGAUGUCGGUGUACGAGGCCUACCGCAAGGGCCUCAUCGACCACCAGACGUACCUGGAGCUGUCGGAGCAGGAGUGUGAGUGGGAGGAGAUCACCAUCUCCUCCUCGGACGGCGUGGUCAAGUCCAUGAUCAUCGACCGCCGCUCUGGCCGCCAGUACGACAUCGACGAGGCCAUCACCAAGAACCUCAUCGACCGCUCUGUGCUGGACCAGUACCGCGCCGGCACGCUGUCCAUCACCGAGUUUGCCGACAUGCUCUCGGGCAACGCCAGCGGCUUCCGCUCUCGCUCGUCCUCCGUAGGGUCCUCCUCCUCCUAUCCCAUCAGCCCGGCCGUCUCCAGGACCCAGCUGACCUCCUGGUCCGACCCCACCGAGGAGACGGGCCCUGUGGCCGGCAUCCUGGACACGGAGACGCUGGAGAAGGUGUCCAUCACGGAGGCCAUGCACCGAAACCUGGUGGACAACAUCACGGGGCAGCGGUUGCUGGAGGCGCAGGCCUGCACCGGGGGCAUCAUCGACCCCAGCACCGGCGAACGCUUCCCUGUCACCGACGCUGUCGACAAGGGCCUGGUGGACAAGAUCAUGGUGGAUCGCAUCAACCUGGCCCAGAAGGCCUUCAGUGGCUUCGAGGACCCGCGCACCAAGACCAAGAUGUCGGCCGCCCAGGCCCUGAAGAAGGGCUGGCUCUACUACGAGGCAGGCCAGCGCUUCCUGGAGGUGCAGUACCUGACCGGCGGCCUGAUCGAGCCCGACACGCCGGGCCGUGUGCCCCUUGAUGACGCCCUGCAGCGCGGCACGGUGGACGCCCGCACUGCCCAGAAGCUGCGUGACGUGAACACGUACUCCAAGUACCUCACCUGCCCCAAGACCAAGCUCAAGAUCUCCUACAAGGACGCGCUGGACCGCAGCAUGGUGGAGGAGGGCACCGGGCUGCGGCUGCUGGAGGCCUCUGCCCAGUCCAGCAAAGGCUACUACAGCCCCUACAGCGUCAGCGGCUCCGGCUCCACAGCCGGCUCCCGCACCGGCUCGCGCACUGGCUCCCGGGCUGGCUCCCGCCGCGGCAGCUUCGACGCCACUGGCUCCAGCUUCUCCAUGACCUUCUCCUCUUCCUCCUACUCCUCCUCAGGCUACGGCCGCCGCUUUGCCUCAGGGCAUCCGACCUCCCCGGGGGGCCCCGAGUCUGCCAAGGCCUAAUGCCCGCCUGCCCCUUGCCCUUCCGCUCUGCAUGUGGCCAGGCUCCCCACCCAGUCGCUGGGUCUGUCUGUCUUUCUUUAAUGUUUAAAGGUGUCUUCCUCCUAAGCGGUGCCUAAAUUUUAACCAAAAAGACCAGACUAAUAUAUUAAUAUGUGUGCUGUCCAGACAGCCUGUGUCUCGGGGGAGAGGGCUGGUCCAGCUCCACUGACCACCUCACCCCCUGGUCCUUCCUCCUCUCUACCUGCCACUCACCACAGCCAGGUGCCUUGGAGGUCCAGAGCCGGGCCCCCAACCCAGCCCUUCCAUCUCCCCAGGGAGGGUUCUAUCUAGGCCAGGCCUCCCCACCCCGUAGGCUGGCCCCCCCAGAUCCCGCUGCUCUGGGCAGCGGGGCACCCGUCCCGAGCAGGGCCCUCAGGGGCCAGCAUUCCCUCAUCUGUUUCCAGGACUGACCUGCUGGCUCAGUGGGCCUUGCAUGGAGGGAGGGGUCCUGGGUCAACCAUCUCUCCCUGCCUGCCCAGAGAAGCCCCUUCCCCAUGGGAAGAUGAGGGUCCAGUCUGCAGAACCAGCUGGCCCGGGCUCUGUUCCCCGCCUCCAGCCUCUAGCCCCUGACCCUUUUCCCUGAGACCCCAGACUUUGGCUUUUGCCUUUCAGCCUCAGCUCCUAGUAAGUGCCUUCUGUGUUCCCCUUACGCCCAGGCCCCGAGGACCCAGGCCGGGGUGGGAGACAGGCCCUCCGGGUGAAUCUGGGGCUGCCAGCCCUGGCUGGGGGUGCCUGGGGCUUCUGCAGGCUCUUUGCCCCCGUGGCCCCUCAAGCCUCUGAGGCCCAGCCUGGGGGGCCCACCUGCCUGCCUCUCCCAACGAGCCUUGGCCCUUUGUUGGGCCCGGGAAUGCUGGCUGGACUGCCCGCGGAGUCAGGCCGCCCUGCCCGGCGCCACCCCCGCCCCACCCAGCCCCGGCCUCGGAGGCUCCCCCGCCGCCCCGCCCCCCGCCUUCCCCCCACUGAGCUUUGCAUGUUCCACUAACCGGCCGGCGCGGGCGGGGGCUUCCCGUGGCCUCAGGGCGGAACACUAACCCGACCAUGGGCGGGCCUGCGGGGCCCCCUCAAUAAAAGCAAUUCCACUCC
Pteronotus mesoamericanus is the source of this 15198-nucleotide messenger RNA. It is a transcript of the gene PLEC, whose product is annotated as plectin. Gene Ontology annotation, molecular function: structural constituent of muscle; cadherin binding; structural constituent of cytoskeleton. NCBI's taxonomy places the organism in Eukaryota, Metazoa, Chordata, Mammalia, Chiroptera, Mormoopidae. Gene Ontology annotation, cellular component: cytoplasm; intermediate filament; focal adhesion. The record is from RefSeq and is a predicted model, not a curated record. Bases 1 to 14076 code for a protein of 4691 amino acids. Gene Ontology annotation, biological process: hemidesmosome assembly; intermediate filament cytoskeleton organization; wound healing. The transcript has 32 exons.